Molecule: messenger RNA, 4050 nt
Organism: Patiria miniata (bat star)
Lineage: Eukaryota; Metazoa; Echinodermata; Asteroidea; Valvatida; Asterinidae
Product: repulsive guidance molecule A-like
Exons: 3
Coding region: 366-1799 (477 amino acids)
Biological process (GO): BMP signaling pathway
Cellular component (GO): plasma membrane
Molecular function (GO): coreceptor activity
Source: RefSeq, a predicted model, not a curated record
UGUUUAUUUUCUAUUAGGUGUGACAGCUGGCAAGAGGUGCACAGUGUGUUGCGAAUAUUCAGUCACUGCUUAGAUAGCGAACAGAGUGGGAGAGAUUUGUGUUUAGUUCUGACUAUCUCCCUGCCUGCUGAAUCCUGGAAAACGGAUCUUGGGAUAUAACUACCUUAACAGCCUAUUCCCAGAGCCACGAGCAGACGGUAGAGCAGUUAUCGUGAAGCCCUCUGCGGCAAUAAUACUCCUCUAUUCAGUCGUGAAAAUUGGGGUUUUGGAAGGCCAAGGCCAAGACACGAUGUUAGCAAAGAGCUGUCCGGGCCGAGCUCUGUUCAGCUCGCCGCCUGGCGUGACAGCAUGAUUGAUGUGUGACUAUGCCCCUCUAUUUCCGUACCAACAGAGUGAACCGUGCUAGCAUCUCGUCAUCAUCGUCAUCAACAGCAGCAGCGGCAGUUGUGGUAGCUCGACCGUCGGAGCCUGGCGAGGCAGCAGCUACAUGGAUGGUUAUGGGGAGAGGACAGCGCUUUCACCGCGCGUCGCCGGCCCAAGCCACGGCCGUUAUUCUCUACGUGCUCCUAAUCGUCGCCAUGUUGAUCUCCACAGUGUCCUCCGAGUGUAAACUGAAGAAGUGUUCCCAGAGAUACUCGCAGAAGCUUUCCGAGAACGUGCGCCGAAACCCCAACCGGAGAUACUGCCAGGCCCUGGUGGACUACAAGAAAUGCGUGAUGGACAUCCCUCCCCGGUCCUGCCGUGGGGAGCUGAACUACCAUUCCACCCUCUCCAUCAUCCCGGACUUGAUGGAGCAGAAUAACUGCGAAGCCAUUUUGGCCGAGGCUGAGGCCACAACCACCCCGUUGCCCAGUGGUGCAACCCCGCCAGCUCGUCGGGGCACCGCCGUUCCCCCACCAGCCCCGGAGUUUUACGAUACUUGUGACUAUCACGGGGAGAGGUCCUACAAGAGCUGCAGCCUGUUUGGGGACCCUCACCUCAGGACUUUUGACGGGUACUUUCAGACUUGCCGUGUGGCUGGAGCCUGGCCCGUCUUCUACAAUAAAUAUGUGGCUGCCCAGGUGACAAAUGUCCAACUUCUCCAUGGAUCAGGUGCUACAGCCACAACCAAGUUGUCCGUGAUCAUCAAGGGACAUCAUGAGUGUGCCGAUCGCAAGCUGUACCUCGCCCAGACCGGCAACCUCCCCGGGGCUUUUGUGGACGGCACGAAGAGCUCUGGUCCCGGAGGCAGGGGUGUGGUCGUCUAUGAGAUAGUGCCCGACAAACACGUGGAGAUCCACAUCCGAUAUAUCGGCACCGUCAUCAUCAUCCGACAGAUCGGGGAGUACCUUCUUUUCUCGGUCCGCAUGCCUGAGGAGAUCAUCAAGAGGCAGGGACCGGAGGACCUUCAGCUGUGCGUCCGGGGAUGCCCCGGGAGGGAGAAGAUCGACUACGUGGAGUUUCUUAAACAAACCAAAGACGUGGACAAGGAGAAACUACAAAGCGCCAUUGCCAAGUGCCGGAAGACCAACGUCAUCGACGUGUACCUGGACUCCUGUGUGUUUGAUUUGCUGACGACAAGUGAUGACAAUUUCACCAACGCGGCUGAGAACGCUCUGCGAGAUAUCUCGCGCCUCCAGCCCAACGCAUCCCUGUCCCUCCACAACAGAACUAGUGUCUUUGAAGACAAUAAAAUACUGGCAGCUCUGCCUCCGAGGAGGAACAGCGCGCCCCCAAGAACUCGCAGUUCCAUCACUGCCUACACACAUUUUGCAAUAGUGUUACUGGCACUUUGGGCGUCGCAUCGGUUAACGACGUGAACAAGCAAAAGACUGUAGCAUAGAUGCAACUUAUUUCUGUUAACUAUCAAUAUUAUUUUGCAAAACUUAAACAAAACUUAUGAUAUAUAUAUUGUACAUAGAAGUGUACAUAACUAUACAGAAGUUAAAAUGCUAGCCACAUUGUACCACCGUUUAUAAUUAUUGCUAAGAUGUACAUAAUGGUCAGGAUAAAAUACUAUAUGAUCUGAAGUGUAUUUAAUUAAUAUUUUGCAGUCAUUGUAAACAGAAGAGACUGUAUUACAGCAGACGUUAACGUCUCUUUAUACAAGAUAUGAAAGUGUGUUAUUAAUAUUAUACAGAAAGCAAGCUCCGAACUGUAAAUGUGUCAUCUUUGCUACCUCAUUUGGGAAACAAAUAUUUAAAAUCCCACAAUGAGCUGAAAUUAGAAAUACAAACAUGUACUUAAAAAUGGCAACUUGUAGAACGCAUAAGUAAAUUACGAAAAUCCUAACCAGUCUGCAGUGACUUGUGUCAACAUGAUAAAUCACGAGAGGACGCUGUUUCAAUUGGAGACUUUUGAGACGCUGGGUGGUGGCAAACACGGUCCUUUUCAAUUGUCAGCUAAUGUGCGCAUGUUAAAAAUGACCAAACAAUUCAAGAGGAUUGGUGUGUUUUGCUGCCACGUCUCACAAGUCUCCCAUUGGAACAUGGGUUGUCCUUCCCUCUGUUUGGGUUGUCAUUUCUUGAAAUGUCUUCCUUUUUUCGAAACACUCUUAAACUAGUCCAACAUUUUUCAUCGAUAAAAGGAAGAUAUACAGACAUUCACUUCUAUAACCGGCGCACAGAAUUUAUUUUUCUUGUGUAGGUGGUGCAUUGUUACUUAACAUGCAGACUACUCUCAAACAAACUUGUGUGCCCGAUCUGACAAGAAAAGUGAAUGCAUUCAAAACACAUUUUUCGAAUUGCUUACAAGCAAAGUCCACUUUGUGAAGAUCCACUGUUAAGAACUUUCUUUCAAUUCAGGAAACAGUGAGUUGGUUAACCGUGCACGCUUGUUGCGCGUGUAAUUUCAAUCUCCACACAACAUUGAGCGUUUUUGGUACUAGAAGACGCCGUGUUUUUUAGGCCCAAAAAACGCGUCUGUAUAUCAAUUCAGAAUUUCAUGUGGGCCUCAAAAUCACUUUAUUCGCGACAUUGGUUAAUCUGUGCACAAUGCUAUCCGCACCAACGAAAUGUUAUUCAAUUGUGCUAUUCUGUUCUUCCAUUUUUAUAUAUUUUUCUUGCUUAUUUUGGUAAAAGUAUUCUUUGUCACGGCAUAUAUAACAUAAUUAUUUCGCGUGAACAGUUACUUGAGAUUCCAGUAACACCUGUAAUAGUUGUAAUGCAUUCAGAUAUCCAUUGACAGCUUGCUACGUGAAUAGUACAUUGUUUUCUUAGUAGGAGUCAACUCGAUAAUCCGACAAAGUUCCGGAUGAGUAUUUGGGGGAAAAAUUGCAACCUGACGCCACUUCCGCGAUUGUGUACAAAGUCUAUGGAGAGUCAAGAACAUUUUCAAAGUAUUUCCUAACAAAAUUGAUAAUGUUUCUCAAUCCCACAUUCAUGCCUUGUCAAUUUUGCAAUGAAUGACCUUCAUUGAGAUGAUAUACAAUGUAUGAAGAAAAAAAGUGGCUUUAGGUUGCAACAUUUUUUCCCCGAAUAUUUUCCCGAUAGGGAUCGUUUUGUCCCUUGAACAUGAUCACUCUGGAGAAUCUUGUAGGGAAAGGUUCAUAACAUCCAUUACUUAACUGAGUUGAACUGAUUUCAAAACAGUGGUCUCGGAAUAUCACGGACCGGCAAAUUAUAGCAAGCUCAUCGGGAAAAAGUUUCAACUUUUCUUGUAUUUAUUUUUGAGAUGACACCUUGGCAUUCAUUAUUUUGAGCAUGAACAAAAUUGCACCGCAUCAUGGUAUCAAAAACAGACAACACAGUUUGCGAAGGUACAUUAUUAUCCAGGGGGACUUCUGUCUGUUGAAAAUUAACAGUUUUAGUGAAGAUUGAUAAUUAUUAUGUGAAAUUUAUUUAUGUUUCAAGGUCUACAACGGAGACCUUCCCGUGGGUUUCCUUGAUUGUGUGGCCGGGUUCGCCGCAACUCCCAACCCUUGCUUCAGUUUAAUCGAAGCUGUAUUUAAACGGACUGUACAUUUUAAUGGCAACUACAUGUAUACCCGUGGCUUACAUGGCCAUGUUAUGCUGAUGACAAUGCUGAUUUUUUGCAGUUUCUGACAGAAAUAAAAAUUUAUAAGUAAAACGA